Megalopta genalis is the source of this 1828-nucleotide messenger RNA. The record is from RefSeq and is a predicted model, not a curated record. Lineage: Eukaryota; Metazoa; Arthropoda; Insecta; Hymenoptera; Halictidae.
GACUAUUUAUACUAUUACUCAUACAAAAAAAGCAGAUAAAUCAAGAAAAUUUGUACAUUCUAUAAUUAAAUACAACUUUCAACUAUCUCUCAAUGUUACAUAUAAUUUCAUUUUAAAUACAGAAAAUAAUGUCAAGUACGAUAACCGGGAAGAAUCUGUUACGACCCACCGGAUUGCAAUCUAAAAAUCUUCAAGAAUAUUUAAAAUCACGACCUCCGGAAGUAUUGAAUAAACUCUAUCACAAUCCUCCAAUUUGUUUAGCUGUUUUUCGUGAAUUGCCCGUAAUAGCUAAGCAUUAUGUUAUGCGAUUAUUAUUUGUCGAACAACCAGUACCUCAAGCAGUCAUUGCGUCUUGGUGUUCUAAACUUUACUUUGAGGAACAUCAAAAGGUAGUGUUGAUAUUAAAUGAAUUAAAUGUGUGGAAGGAAGUUUCCAUACCAGGAGGAUUACCUGGGUGGAUUCUAAAUGCUACAUUUAAGAAAAACCUAAAAAUUGUUUUACUGGGAGGUGGUAAACCAUGGACCAUGUCAAACCAAAUGGAAACUGAUAGUAAACCAAGAGAUGUAGCAUUUUUAGAUUCAUAUGCAUUAGAAAGAUGGGAAUGUGUCUUGCAUUAUAUGGUUGGUUCACAACAACAAGAAGGUAUCUCCGCUGAUGCUGUCAGAAUACUUUUGCAUGCUGGAUUAAUGAAACGAGAUGAAGCUGAUGGAAGUCCAGUUAUCACACAAGCUGGAUUUCAAUUUUUGUUAUUAGAAACUGCAUCACAGGUGUGGUACUUUAUUUUACAAUAUCUAGACACAAUAGAAGCAAGAGGUCUCGAUUUAGUUGAAUGCCUUACAUUUCUCUUUCAAUUAAAUUUUUCAACACUUGGUAAGGAUUAUAGUACAGAAGGAAUGUCUGAGGGUUUACUAACAUUUUUACAACAUUUACGCGAAUUUGGCCUAGUUUAUCAAAGGAAACGAAAAGCCGGAAGAUUUUAUCCUACUCGAUUAGCAUUAAAUAUUGCUACCGGACAAAACAAACCAUUAUCUAGAGAUCCAGAAAAAGAAGGAUACAUUGUUGUUGAAACGAAUUACAGAGUAUAUGCUUAUACAAAUUCAAAUUUACAAGUUGCCUUACUUGGUCUGUUUUGUGAAAUGUUGUACAGGUUUCCAAAUUUGGUCGUAUCAAUAUUAACAAGAGAUUCUGUUCGUCAAGCCCUAAAAAGUGGUAUCACUGCAACUCAAAUUGUAGGUUAUUUGCAGCAACAUGCUCACAGUAAAAUGAUAGAGGCAGGUCCUCCAGUUUUACCCCCUACAAUUGUAGAUCAAAUUAAAUUGUGGGAAAAUGAAAGGAACAGGUUUAUAUUUAGCGAAGGCGUUUUGUAUAGUCAAUUUCUUUCUCAGACCGAUUUUGAAGUACUUAGAGAUCAUGCCCUUUCUACCGGAGUAUUAAUUUGGCAAAGUGAAAGAAAAAGAACCAUGGUAGUUACAAAGGCAGGACAUGACGAUGUGAAAAAAUUUUGGAAACGGUAUUCUAAAGGUUCCAGUUAGUCAAACAAAAUUCUAAGAUUAUGUGCCAGAAUACGAGAAAACUUUCAUCUUUAGUUAUACUGUAUUUUUUUAACUUUAGUACUUGUAAUAUAAGUGAUUUAUUAAAUAUGUACACCAAAAAAUCGUCUACACAUUGUAUAAUCAAAUUAUCAUGAAUUAAAACGGAACAAUAUGAAAAAGGAAAUUUCAAUUGUCUAGAAUAAGACAUGAUGUGCAUAAAUAUAGAAUCGGUAACAUUAAUAUAUUUUUAACAAAUUUAGGUGAAUUGAUAAAUGAAUGAGUGUUUUAAAGAGGUA